UUAGUGAUGGUCCAAGGUUACAGUUUGCAAUUACAGAAAAAUAAAAUUAAGGAAAUAUGGAGAGUGAAAAAUUCCUUUUAGACUUGCACUCACUUGACCUUUCGCCUCAAUUCCACCCGCCACCUCGUCUCUGGGUAGCUAUCCUGACAAUUCUCUCGUCAACCCUGCUCAACCUACUUGAUCUGUUAUUUUCCAAUUAAACAAAUUUCCCCUAGUUUUAUUAGCUGAUUCUUUAGCUAAUUUCAGUGUGAUGUAGGGUAAACGGUAACUAUGGAGAAUAGCAACAAUCAUUGUCUCUCAAUCACACCUUCAAGCUUAGUACUUUUAUCAAUUAUUGGGUUUAUUACCUUGAUCUUGAUCCGGGUUUUAUACAUUAUACAUCGGAGCAGCCAACCUCGUAGUGCCUCGUCACGGCAAAAGCCCCUCAGCACCCUCAUUGUUCUGGGUUCGGGUGGUCAUACAGCAGAGAUGAUUAAUUUGUUGAACGUGCUUCAGAAAAAUAGUUUUACGCCUAGGUAUUAUAUUGCUGCUGCGACUGAUAACAUGAGCCUUCAAAAGGCACAAGUUCUUGAAAACUCUUGGCUCAAUGAGGGAGGAGUUGAAGAGGUUGGAUCUGCUAAAUUCAUGCAGAUAUACCGAAGCCGAGAGGUCGGUCAAUCAUAUAUAACCUCUGUUGGAACCACCUUAAUUGCUUUGGCUCAUGCAUUGUGGCUAAUGAUAAAGAUCAGACCUCAUGUGGUAUUUCAUAUACCUUAUACACGACACUCUCUCUAUAAACUACUGAUUCUUGGAAUUAGAUGGUCAUAUAUAUUCUAUGUUGAAAGCAUUGCAAGAGUGAGGAGGCUUUCUUUAAGCGCACUGCUUCUUUACAAACUACGCAUGGCUAAUCAGUUAUUUGUGCAGUGGCCACAACUAAAAUCAAAAUAUCAUCGAGCUCAUUAUGUUGGGCGUCUUAUGUAACUCAUUCAUUUUUGCAGCUGUUCAAAGUUUCAUGAAACUUGGGCUAUGACUUGCACGCCAAUCAUCUGGGAGGAUGACUUGACUUACCGUGUAUUUGAUGGAGAUGGUUCUAUGAUAAAAUGUACAAUUUGCAGGGAGAAAAAAAUUAGCUCAGUGUUAGCUGUUCUUUGUACUCAAUGGUGAAUAUUACUUAAUGUGGCAGGGGAAGUUGACAGCAACUACCUUGGGGUUCCAUCAACGGACAGCAAGUACACUGACGUAUACUUUUUAGCCCUUAGUUCUUCUUUCUACAACUGCUUUAUAUACCAAAGCAUCUUAAUUUGGUAUAACAUUGUAAGAGGUGGAGGAAAAGGCAAUGUGAGCAUGGAAAAUAGAAAUAGGUUGUAGACAUGUAUACCACUCUGGGCAAAACUGGUGAUUUUUCGAGAAGAAGGGGGCUCUUUGUGCUGAUUAUAGUGCGGUAAAAAUUUUAUUUGACACAGCUAUUGACUCUUCUCUCAUCAGUUAUUUGUUGAAUUUGAUGCUCAGGAGUUUUUAAAGGAUUUAUAAUAGAACUUUGACACGCAGCAUA
Messenger RNA from Coffea eugenioides, 1531 nucleotides. Its product is annotated as UDP-N-acetylglucosamine transferase subunit ALG14-like. NCBI's taxonomy places the organism in Eukaryota, Viridiplantae, Streptophyta, Magnoliopsida, Gentianales, Rubiaceae. Bases 271 to 960 code for a protein of 229 amino acids. The record is from RefSeq and is a predicted model, not a curated record. Gene Ontology annotation, biological process: dolichol-linked oligosaccharide biosynthetic process. The transcript is spliced from 5 exons. Gene Ontology annotation, cellular component: UDP-N-acetylglucosamine transferase complex.